CAUAAAGAGUGUCAUUUGAAAGCUAUUCUUGUCUUCUGUGUAGAAUCUGUAUUCUGUAGUAUUUACUCAACAUAUUAGAAUAUUAAUUCUGAAGUAUGUGGGAUUAACUCCAGAAAUUGUUAUUUGUAUGACGAACAUGACGUGCUUUUAUUUUGAAAUGUUUACCGAAGAUACGUUCGUUAAAACGGCUAACCGAAAGCUUUCCACUCCGUAAAAAUACAUUCUUCGUCAUUGCUUGUGGUGUCACAAAUAAAUUUAAAUUUUUUUUCGUUAGCUGUUAAUACUGUUAUUUUAUGACUGAUUGGAACUGUACUGCAUUGUUUCGCCACAGGGUGUGUUGUCGUGUAUUUUAUGUUCGGUGUGAAAAAGAAGAAGAAAGUUAAAAGAGGCAUUAGCGGCCUGUUCUCAACUUCUCCCUCACUGCACUUUGGUUCUCAUGGAGAGCACGUUUGCGAAAUAAACGAUAGCCGACGUGCAAAGUAGCAAGUGAGCUGUAAAAAUAGCGAACUUGGUGGCGUGAAAAACGCGGGAGAGCUAAGUGAAGAUAACGAACAGCUAAGCGGAGCUAAGCGAUUCUAAACGGAGCUAGGCGAAGCUAAAUGGCGCUAAAUGAAGCUAAGCGACUGAUACUCAGUCCGUCGUUGUGGAACAGUCGAUUGUAGUGCGUGUGUGUGGGGGAGAGAUAAUAUAUAUGCACCAUUCAAAUGACUUUCUGUUUUGUUAUUUUUUGUUUGGUAUGCUGACAUAAUUAUACAUGACGAAUAGUUGGGGGUGCUGCUGGCUCCGGUGGCCCAAGCCCUUGCUCGUUGGGGCAAGGGCAGCUGGUUGGGGGCCUAAGGCGAUCGCCUACUUCGCCUGAAUAGUAGAUCUGCCUAUGAUCAUACCGUCAGAAUAUCGUACUAGCACAUGCCUACUUUCCUUGAUGUUUGAAUAAUUCUAGUGUCCUCUAAGAUAAGCACCAGAAAUAUAGCCGCAAUACUGCUUUAUCAUUCGUCGCCAUUCUUAAUCAACAUGUCACAUUUCUGGGUCACUUCACUUCUUGUAUCCUCAUCUAUAUCUGUUUGUGCUUGCUAUUAUUUGAUCAUUUGGCAACAUUGACUUGGACACACAGACCAACUCUUAUCUUUUCUACACACCCUACUAUCCACUCUGAUCCAUUAAAACGGCCUGUACACUGAUUCCCUGCUUUAAGGUCUUUAAACAUCAUCCCAUUAGCCUCUUAAGUCUUGUUUGGUCUGUGGUCCUCUCUCAUCUGCCCUUAACCUUCGUCGAAAGCCAUGACUGAUAUGGCAAAGUGGGUGCCAAACUUUGCAUUGAUGAUUUGUGAGAAUGAGAAUUCUACCAUCAGCCACUUUUGCUGGUGUGUUAAAUGUUUUAUGUUAUGUUUUCCAUUGUCUUGUCUCCUUUAUUUAUUUAUUUUUUUUUCAGCAAUUUUCCUUGUGUCAUUUCACCAGCAAUGACUGUCUGCAAAUCUGUGUCAUCACUGUCUCUAGACUAAUUCUCAGCUGAAUAGCUAUCAUGACUGGUGCAUUGAAUGUUUAAUGUUGGUGGAUGUAGACGAUUGCCGUAUACUUGUCCUGAUUAAAUAUUUAGUGGCGUCUGACGGAUGCGUACGGACACUGCUCACAAUGUGAAGUAGAGAACAUAACUGACUUCCAGCGGUCUUAUUUGCUCGGUACUCAUGCACAACUGGGACAGAGAAAAACGUGUGGGAGACAUACUAGGAGGUGAGAGAGGAGGCUAUAUUUAGUUAUUUCAAACAUACCCUAUUUUAUCACUUUAUGGCACGUGCCAGCCUCCGAGGACCCAGUUUGUCCUUUUCAUAAUGGUGGACAGCGCCAGACGCUACUAAAACUGACCUAAAUCACACGUCCUCAGACAAGUGGGCGACUUGUAUUUUGUAGCUUGACUUCAUGGGGGAAAGCAAAUGGUGCCAAUUGCAGAACGCUGCUAAAUGGACUAUACGCUUGCCCAAAAAAGUGUUUUUCCAGCUACAGUUAUUGUUCAUCAAAGGAAAGAUACUGAAGGUCGUACAAUUUCCAUCUGGAAAAUCCAGCAAGGCAUCAUCUCAAAGGCUGGCGCGUAUUUAUAUUUGAAAAUCAAAGUGGCAAUCAAAUCACUAAAUAGGUCCCUAUCCAUUUACCUGUCAUCUGUCAUCUUGUCCACAGUUUAGAAAGAUGACUGUAUAUUUUGCCAUGCUGCUUUGAGAUAUUCUAUAGCUUUCUUUGGCUGCUCCAUAUAUGAGUUAAUUAAUGUGGAAAAUAUAUCUAUUUUCAGCGCUCUGACUCCCUAGUUCAAUUGCUUUCAUGUUUUUUCCAUGUGGAUUACAACGAUCUAAUGCUACUUUUAGCAUCGGCAACAUAGCAGAUUUAGACAGCUCUGUUUGGAGACUAGGAUACAAAAGACGUUUUUAUACAACUCCUUUUGCUGGAUGGCUUUGCACAAAAACAGUUUCAAGUUUUGUGUUUGUUUUAGAAUCACGUAUUAAUAUCAAAUCUAAGAUAGCAAUAGAUGCCAAAUUCACUGUUCAAUUUUAAAUCCAUUCUCAGCAUGGACCACUAAGGUGUGUUUCCCUUUACUAUAUAAAUGCAAAAAAUACAAACUAUGCAAAAGGGUCCCAAAAUAUUAUUAGUGGUGAUCCUAUUAUUAAUGUCACAUCUUUGUUGGUGUUCCAGACUCAGUACUGUGAUACAUGCUUGUAUAGAGUGGGGCUGGAUUGUUCACACUAGAGCUGCAGCUAUCGAUUAUUUUAGUAGUCAAUUAAUUAAUAAAAUAGUUGGACUAAUUGAGUAGAUGGAUAAGGAAGUUAAAAAAAUUAAAAUAGAUGAGCCUAAAAAGCUAUUUAAAAAAAAAAAGUUGAUUAAGUACAAAAAGUGAGCAAUUGGCUAACUUACGUACAUAGCAAAAGUCUGCUAGCUUAAAUGCUAUAAAAUGCAUUUUUUUCCCCCACAAUGCUCUCAACAAAUGGUUCAAACACAUAUUCCCACAAAAACGGCUGAAUCUACCUAUACACUACAUUACGAAUGCAUUAAAAAAAAAAAAAAAAAAAAAAAAGCUAAAACAAAAACUUCGCUUAUGUUGGUCUUAACAGGGAGCAGCUGGAUUCAGCCAUGUGAAAUGUUAUUUCAUAUUCACUGUCGCCAAUAGAGGGCAGUGUAUCCACCCAUAUCAAUAUACCUAAAUGGAAACACUUUAAAAACAAACCAUUAUGACACCACUUUAAUUAAAUGAGUACUUGAAGUGGCACAAUUUUAUUUGAAUCUUUUUUUUUCUAAUCGAAUUACUUAAAUUAAUGGAUUAAUCACACCAUGUUGACAAUUAUGUCUUUUCAAAUGUAAAGAAAGAGAGCGGAAAUUACACAUGUAUUACAAGGAAGACAUAUUACAAAUAUGAUUCUUAAUGUUGCUCACAGAUAUCACAUCCUCCCAUAAUGCCAAUACAACCUCAUCGUCUGAGUUUAAUGUACUGUCAAGUUACGUACUGUCAUGCCGAGGUGACAGAGUUUAUGCACCUGACGCAGCACACAUUUUGCCUGCAUACUCAAUAGUGGAAAUGAAGGCUGAAUCAGGUAAUCCAUAUCCUGCAGUGACUCAAAUGGUAAUAAUGUGGUUAUAAUGGACUGAGUACUAGUAAUUCGUUGGUGUAGUGUUGGAAGCAGGUACCAUAUUUUUCAGACUACAGGGGGUCCUCGGGUUACGAUGUCCUCAACCUACAACAUGAAGACUUUACGACGCCUGUGCCUCGUCCGUCAUUAAGUCCUCUGUACCAUAGUUUCUGCUUAGCUAGUGCAUAGUGCUUGUCUGUGUUUGUGCGCUGGGAGUAUCUUUGCCUUUUUCGCCUUCCAUUUUUCACAUUAUGGCCCCAAAGAAGAAAGCUAGGUCUUCCAGGGUUUGCCAAAAGAAUAGCAAUUUCCAUGGAAACGAUGCUUAAUAUCAUGAGAAGAACUAAGAAAAGUGAGAGACACCGACAAAAAGAUAUGCUGCGUUCAGACCUAUUUAAACCAUCGAGCGAAAACAAAUGCUGUUUUGCAUACACGUAGACCUUAAACCAAACAACUUUCGAUUCACGCAACCUAAUAAUAGGGACAGCAAUGUUACAAAUCGGUUUGCAAAUAUGCUUCAAGUUGAAAUGUUGAUGUGCUAAGCUCUGGCUGCCCCUAAAUGCACCGGGUGUCUGUUUUAUUUUCGUUGUUCAGUGCUUUCGAUUGCAAAUAAACCAUUGAAAACCCUAACUCUCCUUUCACCUCUUAGCAAUAAUGGUCAGUACAGCAUCUUAUUUUUUUAUUUUAAUGUAUUUUACUUUUUUUAUGCUAAGUAUUGACGUAAAUUUCAACUUUAACUAUGGAAUGCGACUUAUGCAGAAAUUCUGGUUACGUCGCCAGCUAGGAAUGGAACUCCGUCAUAACUCGAGGACUCCCUGUAUAAGGCUCAUUAGUGCAUCAUUCUACUAUUUUUUCUUUAUCUUUUAACAUUUUAACUAUUUAUUUAUUCAUUCAUUUGUUAUUUAUUUUAUUGUUUAAUGUAUUGCUUUUAAGAUUGCGUGUCUUGAGUACUUUACUGGAGCAGUGUAAUGUAUAUUAAAAUCUAAAUAUGUUUCAAUUAAACUAGCUAAACUGUAACAUUCCAUGUAAUCUUGACAGUAAACAAAUAACAAAACAAAACAGAAGACAAAGAAUUUAACUAAACCCACUAAACUCAUCAGAUGAUAAAACACAGAUAAAAGAUGGCGUCCUGGUCUGGAUUAACGUUUAAUGAUUAGAAACAUGUAACAGAGACAGAAUUGUUACAGAAAUUUUCAAGAAUAAGCAGAGAUGACUUCUUGAGAGCAAUACAGAAAAGCCAGCAGACCAUCAGUGAAAACGUAAGUCACUGCGAAACUUGUUCAUUCAUCCUUUCAGUUGUGCGAUUCCAAUUUUUUUUGUGAUUUCUGAUUGAACUCAUGUAAGACUGUAGGCAAAAUGUUUCUGCCAAAUUACGUUUAAGGUUUACUUCAUAGUGGACUAUGAAGUCCUGGUGACAAGUAGGACAAACAGGACUUUAGAAAUGAAAUGCUCACUUAGGCUUAGAAUUACCGUACUUGAAACAACCCACCCGUUUCACAUUGAAAUGAUUGAUUGGCCACAAUGCCCAGUUUGUUUUGGAGCCAAUUAAGAGUCCUUUUGAUGCAGAGGUCGCGUUAACCGAAUAUUUUCCGUCGUUGACCGGUUUUUUAAAACGGUGACGGAUAAAACUAAAGUCCAUCUGUCAUUUUGACAGGUUGCAAUUCACACCCCAGACCACAGGGUGGCGAGUGAGCAUAUUAAUUAGCUAUUGUCUCUCUUGAUGCAUGACGCCGUUGGCCUUACUCGGAAAAAUGUCAAGGCAACUGAGUGUCCGAAGUUUCUUCAAAAAGCCCCAAAACGACGAUGGUGUUGGUAAAAGAGGUGAAAAAAGAGGGACUGCACAAGCGGGCACGCAAUUCAAGUCCAUGCACACCAGGAGGAAGGUGUUAGACUGCGUUCAGGCCACAGCAGGUGAACUGUUAAUUUCAUUGUUCCAUAUGUAGCCUACCUACUGGGGCCACAGUCAGCUGUUUUUGUCACUGCGGAGAAAAAGUUACAUAUUCAUCUGCUUGAUGUGUGAUGGCACGGUGUGGAUUCUCUGUUAAGCUUGUUCGGACAGAAUAUUAAUUAAAAAUGAAUGAAAACUAAAUACUAUUGAACAUGUCAUUAUUAUCAUUUUUAAAAUUUAAGUGACGGGUAAAAAUAGAUUAUGACCGGAAUUUUAUGACCCUGUCAGCCAAAAUGACAGACAACGAAAAAGUCUAGCGCAACCUCUGUUUUGAUGUAUAUUUGUGUGUGUAACCCAGAGCAAAAUAUUGAAGCAUUAUACCCAAUAAUGUAGACCAGAGAAAAAUAUUAAAGCGUUAUACCCAAUAACAACAAUAGAGGGCAUGAGCGACACUUGAAUGAAGUCAGAGACUCACAACUAUGACGUCAGCGCAUGCGCACUUCCUUUUGGAACGUUGGCUUUUCUAACUAAGGGGGAAAAGUUUUGUUCGCCCAGAAAGAAAUGAGAAAAAGAGAAAAAAAAGCAAAUUGACGAAUGCAUCAACUGUUGCUGUGUGGCGUCUGUUGCGUGAAGCGAAUUCAGACGGUCACGUGGUGAAAAUAUUGAGCAGAAACCACUCGGCCAAAAGCCUUGUGUGAGAAGAAGAGGACCAGGCGUCGUCAGUUAAGACUAUUCGGUCAGGUUUUUUUUCUGAUUGGAAAAAAAAGAAAGAUCAUCAGAUUGGAUUCAAAAGUGGCGAGCUAGCCAGGAGAUACUUUGAUACGAUUACUGCACUGCAUCAGGUUUAUGUAAUUCUUGCACUCAGUUGAAUACUAAACAUUUUUUGGGUGUCCUUUAAAAAAAAAAAAAAUGGACAUCAUUGAGAAAGAAAAUGUAAAGGUCCCAAAUUCUGUGAUUAUCACUGGUUUGUCUAAUACAGUGGUAGAUGAGGAGAUAAUUGAUUACUUGAAACAAUAUGGCGCUAUAGAGAGACAUAUUGUAAUUCCGCAGUUGCCGGAUCAUCUAAUAGUAGAGUUCAAAACUGGUGCAGCUGUUGAAUUUCUAAAGCUGCCAUUUGACAGAACCGCCGAAGCAAACACCACAGUAGUUCACCAUGUUGAUGCAUUAGCCAAUACAUAUUCUAAUGAGAAAGGCAAUGACAUUGCAGACAAAUUUUUGUCUGAUCUUAAAACCAUGGCGAAAAUAAGUGGUAAAUCAUUUGAGAAUAUUUUGAGAGAGGGCUUAACUAGAAUAACGGAAGUUAUUGGAGAGUCAAACGAAGAGCCUGCUGAUGUUGAAGGACGUGAACCUGAUACAUCCAGAACUAUUAGUUCAGAAGUAAAUGAGAACAUUGCUCCAGCCACAGUAACUUCAGAAUCCAACAGAAAACUUCCAUCUGAACAGAUUAUCCCACCAGAAGUGCAACGUUUAGUUGUCGAACACAUUGUCAAAACCCCAGAUACCUCUUCGCAGAGUAUUUCCACUGCAAGGUUGCGACCAUUUUCAGGUAGGAUGCCAUGUCCAAAUUUUGAAGUAGACUAUGACACUUGGCGAGAUAGUGUUGAGUUUUAUUUAGCUGAUUCCACAAUUUCAGAUAGACAGAUUGUAAGGAAAAUUGUCGACAGUUUAUCAUCUCCAGCUGCCAGUGUAGUCAAGUCGUUAGGUCCACACUCAAGUUCCAGAGCGUACUUAGAACUUCUUGAUGCUGCAUUUGCUACAGUGGAGGAUAGUGAUGAAUUGUUCGCUAAAUUCCUUAGUCUUAACCAAAAUGCUGGUGAAGCAGCAUCCAACUAUCUUCAAAGACUUCAGAAUGUUUUGAACAAAUCUGUACAAAUGAAGGCAAUUUCAGUCAUUGAUGCAGAUAAGCAGCUUUUAAAACAGUUCUGUAGGGGAUGCUGGGAUAAUGACCUUAUAAGACAGCUUCAGCUAGAAAGUAAGGUUAAAGACCCACCCAGUUUCUCUGAACUCUUAUGGCUGCUGCGCACAGAGGAAGAUAAGCAAGCUACAAAAGCCACACGAAUGAAACAACAUUUGGGCUUCACAAAACCCAAAGCCCAAACCCAAGCUCACAAUAUCAGUUUUUGUGACAAGACUGAUAGCAUCUCAACUGCUGAAAUGAACAAACAACCUACAGAACUACAGAAAAUUCAGAAGCAACUUGUCAGUCUUCAGUCUCAAAUUGCAACAUUAAUGCAACUCAAAGAAAAUAAACCUACAAUGAACCAAGGAGAGAAAACCAAAAACAAAAAGCCUAGUGACAGGAGGGAAUCAUCUAGUGUGAAGCAAUCUCCAGUCAAACCUAGCUCUGUGUCCAAACGACCAAGACCAUGGUAUUGCUUUCACUGUGGUGAGGACGGACACAUUAAAACAUCUUGCAACAAUCCUCCCGACCCUGCACUUGUGAAUGCCAAGAGACAAGAGCUGAAAGCCAAACAAGAAGCUUGGGAGAAGAGCAACGCAGCAGAUAAUUUAAACAUGUAGCUGUUUCCAUUGAGGGGCAAAUGGGAACAGAAGUGAAAGAAAGUCCCAAAACUAACACUGUGCACAAAUCCAGAAUUUCACUAAAACAACACCAAACACUCCAAACAAGAACAAUUCCAAAAGGGCUUGUUGGCACCAAAACUGCAGCUAACAUUAAAGUCAAUGGAAUUGAAUGUAAUUCACUACUCGAUACCGGUUCACAGGUCACCACGGUUUCAAAAUCGUUUUACAAUUUGCACUUGUCAGACCAAAUAAUGCACCCAAUUAGUGAUAUUCUUGAAGUGGAAGGAGCAACUGGUGAUUUGGUCUCCUAUGCUGGUUAUGUACAGUUAAAUGUACAAUUUCCUAAAGAGUUCAUUGAUUGUGAACCUCAAAUUCAAACUCUAGCCUUAGUUGUGCCAGAUGUUCGCUCCAACAGCGACACCCCAAUACUGAUUGGAACUAACACUUUAGAUCCACUUUAUGAACAGUACUGUGACUCCAUACCUUCAAUUAACCCUUAUUGUGGUUAUCAUCAAGUACUGAGGAUUUUACGAUUUAGACAGGAUCAACAAGAUGACCAGUUUGGGUUUGUAAAAUUGCGAAGCAGGAAACCAGAUGUUAUUCCAGCUGGUCAAAAAGUUGUAUUAGACGGGUUUGUUAAUGUCAGUGGUGUCAGCAAUGAAAAAUGGGCAUUGCUUGAACAACCCACCCUGUCAUCAUUACCGGGUGGAAUCUUUAUUGACAGUUGUCUCAUUACUCUACCGGCCUGUUUCCCACACAAAAUUCCAGUUGUGCUUAAUAAUGAGACCAACCGUGAUAUUUCUUUGCCCAUUAAUUGUGUUGUUGCCAAACUUAGUGUACCCCAGAAAAUUACUGACAUCCAGAACGUUCCGCUAAGUCAGAAAUGUGAAGGAAGUUCUGAAGAGUUUGCUAAACCGACAAAUCAACAGACAUAUGACACAUCAGGAAGUCUAAAAUUUGAUUUUGGAGAUUCCCCACUUCCAGAAGAGUGGAAGGCUAGAAUCAUUAAAAACUUGAAUACAUACUCUGAUGUUUUCUCUCAUGAUGAUCUCGAUUUUGGUCAUGCAACUAAAGUUAAACACAGAAUACAGCUAAAAGAGGAUACUCCUUUUAAACAGAGACCUCGUCCUAUACAUCCUCAGGAUUACAACGCUGUAAGACGUCACCUCCAAACGCUCCUAGAUGCUGGGGUUAUACGCGAAUCAGAAUCACCAUUCUCAUCUCCUAUUGUUGUUGUAAAAAAGAAGAAUGGUGAUAUUCGUUUGUGUGUUGAUUAUCGAAAAUUGAACAGCCAGACUAUCAAAGAUGCGUACGCUUUACCUAACCUUGAAGAAUCAUUCUCGGCACUCAAUGGGUCUCAAUGGUUCUCGGUUAUGGAUUUAAAAUCGGGCUACUAUCAGAUAGAGAUGGAGGAGAGCGACAAGGCGAAAACAGCAUUUGUAUGUCCGCUUGGUUUCUGGGAGUGGAAUAGAAUGCCACAGGGAAUAACUAAUGCGCCAAGCACCUUCCAGCGCUUAAUGGAGAAGUGCAUGGGUGACAUCAACUUGCGCGAAGUUUUGGUUUUCCUUGACGACAUAAUAGUUUUUUCAAAAACUUUAGAGGAACAUGAGAUUCGUUUAGCCAAAGUUCUUGAACGGUUACGAGAAAAUGGUUUGAAAUUGUCACCAGAGAAGUGCCGUUUUUUUCAAACGUCAGUUCGAUACCUCGGACAUAUUGUGUCUCGAAAUGGAGUGGAAACCGAUCCAACAAAGAUCGAAGCUUUAAAAACCUGGCCGAAACCUCAGACACUUAAGGAACUGAGAUCAUUUUUAGGCUUCGCUGGGUACUAUCGCCGGUAUGUGGAGGGAUAUUCAAAAAUCACAAAGCCCUUAACCAACCUUUUGACAGGCUACCCACCUAGCCGUAAAAUGACCAAAGUAUAUAAAAAUGCCGAUCAGUACCACGACCCAAAAGGCCAAUUCGGAGAAAGAUGGACAGCUGAUUGUCAAAAUGCAUUUGAAGACAUAAUCGAGAAAUUAACGUCAUCUCCAGUUCUCGGUUUUGCUAAUCCCGAGAAACCUUACGUCCUUCAUACGGACGCCAGCACAACGGGACUUGGGGCGGCAUUGUAUCAGGAGCAGGAUGGGCAGAACAGAGUUAUUGCUUAUGCGAGUAGGGGUCUUUCAAAGAGCGAAGCCCGAUACCCAGCACACAAGCUGGAAUUUCUAGCUUUAAAAUGGGCUGUUACUGAGAAGUUUCACGAUUACCUGUAUGGAAAUACAUUCACGGUUGUAACAGACAACAAUCCACUCAGGUACAUUCUCACCACUGCAAAGCUAGAUGCAACCAGUUACCGUUGGUUGGCCAACCUGUCUACUUACUCCUUUGAUAUCAAAUACCGGGCGGGAAAACAAAACCAGGAUGCUGAUGGGUUAUCAAGAAGGCCACAUGGAGAAUUGAUCAAUGACCAAAUCUCUCAAGACGAAAUAAUGAGAAUUCGUGAUUUCACCUCACACCAUUUAGUUUCUGAAGACGUAGUCAAGGCAAGCUGUCAACAUCAUACUUUGGUACAAGAAGAAGAGCUAGGUCAGUCUCCUUGUUUUAUAGAGUCACUAGCACUCCAUCCGAAUGCUAUUCCAGCCGCCUUUGAAGAAGAUGGAGAGAUAUCUGAUGAACUU
Corythoichthys intestinalis (scribbled pipefish) is the source of this 10669-nucleotide messenger RNA. Its product is annotated as paraneoplastic antigen Ma3 homolog. The record is from RefSeq and is a predicted model, not a curated record. Gene Ontology annotation, molecular function: nucleic acid binding; zinc ion binding. The transcript is spliced from 2 exons. Lineage: Eukaryota; Metazoa; Chordata; Actinopteri; Syngnathiformes; Syngnathidae. The coding region runs from base 6399 to 8009 and encodes 536 amino acids.